Messenger RNA from Callithrix jacchus (white-tufted-ear marmoset), 2525 nucleotides. RefSeq names its product tumor protein p53 (gene TP53). Lineage: Eukaryota; Metazoa; Chordata; Mammalia; Primates; Cebidae. Gene Ontology annotation, biological process: regulation of transcription by RNA polymerase II; apoptotic process; protein tetramerization. The record is from RefSeq and is a predicted model, not a curated record. Gene Ontology annotation, cellular component: nucleus. Gene Ontology annotation, molecular function: DNA-binding transcription factor activity, RNA polymerase II-specific; RNA polymerase II cis-regulatory region sequence-specific DNA binding; protein binding.
CAGACUGGCGCUAAAAGUUUUGAGCGUCUCAAAAGUGUAGAGCCACCCUCCAGGGAGCAGGUAGCUGCUGGGCUCCAGGAACACUUGGCGUCUAGGCUCGGAGCGUGCUUUCGACAGUGACACACUUCCCUGAGGGCUGGCAGCCAGACUGCCUUCAGGGUCAGUGCCAUGGAGGAGCCGCAGUCAGAUCUCAGCAUCGAGCCCCCGCUGAGUCAGGAAACAUUUUCAGACCUAUGGAAACUACUUCCUGAAAACAACAUUCUGUCCUCCUCGCUGUCCCAACCGGUGGAUGAUUUGAUGCUAUCCCCAGAUGACAUUGACAUUGCACAAUGGUUGAGUCAAGACCCGGUUCCAGAUGAAGCUCCCACAGUUUCAGAGGCUCCUCCCGCCAUGGCCCAGGCACCGGCAGCUCCUACAUUAGUGGCCCCCACACCAGCCCCCUCCUGGCCCCUGUCAUCCUCUGUCCCUUCCCAGAAAACCUACCAUGGUGACUACGGUUUCCGUCUGGGCUUCUUGCAUUCUGGGACAGCCAAGUCUGUGACUUGCACGUACUCCCCUGCCCUCAACAAGAUGUUUUGCCAGCUGGCCAAAACCUGCCCCGUGCAGCUGUGGGUUGAUUCCACACCCCCACGUGGCACCCGCGUCCGCGCCAUGGCCAUCUACAAGCAGUCACAGCACAUGACGGAGGUCGUGAGGCGCUGCCCCCACCAUGAGCGCUGCUCAGAUAGCGAUGGUCUGGCCCCUCCUCAGCAUCUUAUCCGAGUGGAAGGAAAUUUACAUGUGGAAUAUUUGGAUGACAAAAACACUUUUCGACAUAGUGUGGUGGUGCCCUAUGAGCCGCCUGAGGUCGGCUCUGAUUGUACCACCAUUCACUACAACUACAUGUGUAACAGUUCCUGCAUGGGCGGCAUGAACCGGAGGCCCAUCCUCACCAUCAUCACUCUGGAAGACUCCAGUGGUAAUCUGCUGGGACGGAACAGCUUUGAGGUGCGCGUUUGUGCCUGUCCUGGGAGAGACCGGCGCACAGAGGAAGAGAAUUUCCGUAAGAAAGGGGAGCCUUGCCUCGAUCUGCCCCCUGGGAGCACUAAGCGAGCAAUGCCCAAUAGCACGAGCUCCUCUCCCCAGCCAAAGAAGAAGCCACUGGAUGGAGAAUAUUUCACCCUUCAGAUCCAUGGGCGUGAGCGCUUUGAGAUGUUCCGAGAGCUGAAUGAGGCCUUGGAACUCAAGGAUGCCCAGGCUGGGAAGGAGCCAGGGGGGAGCAGGGCCCACUCCAACCACCUGAAGUCCAAGAAGGGGCAGUGUACCUCCCGCCAUAAAAAACUAAUGGUCAAGAGAGAGGGACCUGACUCAGACUGACAUUCUUCGCUUCUUGUUCCCCACUGACAGCCUCCCACCCCAUCUCUCCCUCCCCUACCAUUUUGGGUUUUGGAUCUUUGAACCCUUGCUUGCAAUAGGUGUGCAUCAGAAACACCCAGGACUUUGGUUUCCUUUGUCCCGGGGUCUGACUGAGAAAGUUGGCCUGCAUUUGUGUUUUGUUGUGGGGAGGAGGAUGGGGGUUAGGACAUACCAGCUUCAAUUGUAAGGUUUUUACUGUGAGGGAUGUUUGGGAGAUGUAAGAAUUGUUCUUGCAGGUAAGGGUUAGUUUAUAAUCAACCACACACUAGGCAGGGGCCCACUUCUUCACUGUACUAACCAGGGAAGCUGUCCCACACUCUUUAAUUUCGUCUAACUUCAAGGUCCAUAGCUAUGAAAUGCUGGCCUUUGGACCUACCUCACGGAGUAUGUUGUGAGGGUGAAUGAAAUAAUGUAUGUCUGGCCUUGAAACCAUUUUUUAUUAUAUGGGGUCUUGAACUUGACCCCCUUGAGGGUGCUUAUUCCCCGUCCCUGUUGGUCAGUGGGUUGGUAGUUUCUGCAUUUGGGCAGCUGAUUCGGUAGAGGGCGUUGCCAAGUCUCAGCUUGCCUGGCCAAAUCCUCUCUGACAACCUCUUGGUGAACCUUAGCACCUAAAAGGAAAUCUCAGCCCAUCCCACACCCUGGAGAUUUCAUUUCUUGUGUAUGAUGAUCUGGAUCCACCAAGACUUGUUUUAUGCUCAGGGUCAAUUUCUUUUCUUUUUUCUUUGAGGCGGGGUCUUGCUCUGUUGCCCAGGCUGGCGUACAGUGGUGAUCUUGGCUCACCGCAGCCUUCACCUCUCUGGCUCAAGCAAUUCUUCUGCCUCAGCCUUUCAAAUAGCUGGGACCACAAGCUCAUGCCACCACAGCUGGCUAAUUUUUACAUGUUUUGUAGAGAUGGAGUCUUGAUAUGUUGGCCAGGCUGGUCUCAAACUCCUGGGCUCAAGAAAUCUGCCUGCCUCAGCCUCCCAGAGUGCUGGGAUUACAAGUGUGAGCCACCGUGUCCAGCUGGAAGGGUCAAUGCCUUUUACAUUCUGCAAGCACAUCUGCAUUUUCACCCCACCCCUUCCCCCCCUUCCCUUUUUAUAUCCCAUUUUUAUAUCAAUUUCUUAUUUUGCAAUAAAACUUUGUUGCCA